Xiphias gladius (swordfish) is the source of this 1496-nucleotide messenger RNA. RefSeq names its product polymerase (DNA directed), epsilon 3 (p17 subunit) (gene pole3). The transcript is spliced from 4 exons. The record is from RefSeq and is a predicted model, not a curated record. Gene Ontology annotation, cellular component: CHRAC; epsilon DNA polymerase complex. Bases 1 to 450 code for a protein of 149 amino acids. Gene Ontology annotation, biological process: heterochromatin formation; leading strand elongation; DNA damage response. Lineage: Eukaryota; Metazoa; Chordata; Actinopteri; Istiophoriformes; Xiphiidae. Gene Ontology annotation, molecular function: protein heterodimerization activity; chromatin DNA binding.
AUGGCGGAGAGGCCAGAGGACCUGAACCUCCCCAACGCGGUGAUCACCCGCAUCAUCAAGGAGGCGCUCCCAGAUGGGGUGAAUGUGUCGAAAGAAGCGAGGAGAGCCAUAUCCCAGGCCGCCAGUGUGUUUGUGUUGUACGCGACCUCCUGUGCAAAUAAUUUUGCCAUGAAAGCCAAGAGAAAAACUCUGAACGCAGGAGACGUUUUGGCUGCGAUGGAGGAAAUGGAGUUUGAACGAUUCCUGGAGCCUCUCAGAGAAGCUUUGGAAGUGUAUAAGAAGGGCCAGAAAGGAAAGAAGGAGGUGUCGGAGCAGAAGCGCAAAGAUAAGGAGAAGAAGACCGACUCAGAGAAUGACAAGAGCAGGGAGGAGGAGGAGGAAGAGGAGGAGCGCAUGGAGGAGGAGCCCGAGGCCGAGAACGAAGCCGAGGAGGAGGAGGUGGAGAACUGAGGACGUUUCACCGCAAAGCUCCGGUGAUAUGAACGGUGAAAUGCGCUUCAUCGGCUCCUCUGAGUUUAUCACUGUCUGGAUGCGAUGCGUUCAAGUGACGCGUGUUGGUCACCGAGAAUGGGUUAAUGAGGUCAAAGGAGGUGAGGUUAUGGUCCAGUGUUUGUGGCGCUGCAGCUUCUGUCUUCCAACCGGACACACAACAAAACAGCCAACUCAAAGCACAAUGCAACCACACGUGAAACUACGUCAUGCACUUCCCGAUUUUUGUCUUAGUCCAUUUUGUAUUUUAUUUUAUUUUUUUUUUUAAAUACCUGAGUCACAUUCUGAUACCAACGCUGUCUGGUCUCUUCUGUAACAGGAUUUCUGGACAGUAAGCAGUAGACAGUAGUUCAGGAAGUGAAAUACAGCUGAAAGGGACUGAUUCUGUCCUCUGUGAACCAACACACUUUGGCAAAUAACCUUUUCAAUCAGUUCACCACUGGAGAGACCAGGCGUCUGAAAUGUAUGAAAACAAUGCGACAUCUUCAAACCGAAAAAUACAAACAUCUGUCUACAAAACCCCUGAUUGAUUUAACAAAAGAAGCCGGAGCUCUGAAAUGAUAAAUGUUGUGUAAACACAUGUAGAAGAACUUUUACUGAAUAGAACGUGGUCUAAAAUUUAUAAUAUUAAACCAGGAACUAUCUCAUCCUCAUCGAAUAAGUGAACGAACAAACAAAUUUGAAAAAACGAUCUUGACAUUUGAUGCCAGCUUCUGCUGCAAAAUCACAGCCUAGUUUUGAAUUUCUUACCGUGGUCGGGGUUUUCAGUUGUAACAGGAUGUGUGGGUGUUGGGAGUUUCACACCCAAAAGACUUCACGUGUGUUUAUAAAAGACUGUGGUAGCUGUAAUGAGCUGUUGCUGGACUCCAUCGCUUCAUACCCAGUACAAAUAGCUGUGACUAGGCCUUGUUGUUCCUUAUCUGCUGAGUUUGUGAACCAUUUAUACUUUUUGUAGAAUUGUAUAUGACUGGCUGAGAUUUUCAAUAAAUAUUUUGUAUAAAACCAAA